Molecule: messenger RNA, 915 nt
Organism: Carica papaya (papaya)
Lineage: Eukaryota; Viridiplantae; Streptophyta; Magnoliopsida; Brassicales; Caricaceae
Gene: MYB19
Product: myb domain protein 19
Source: RefSeq, a predicted model, not a curated record
AUGGGAUGCAAGUCAUCAGAGAAGCCGAAGCCAAAGCAGAAGCACAGGAAAGGCUUGUGGUCACCGGAGGAAGACCAAAGGCUCAGAAACUAUGUCCUUAAACACGGCCAUGGCUGUUGGAGCAGUGUUCCAAUUAAUGCAGGGUUGCAGAGGAAUGGAAAGAGCUGCAGAUUAAGGUGGAUUAAUUAUCUACGGCCUGGAUUAAAGCGAGGAAUGUUCAGCGCACAAGAAGAAGAGAGCAUCCUCACCCUCCAUCGCAUGUUAGGUAACAAGUGGUCACAAAUAGCGCAACAUUUACCUGGAAGAACAGACAAUGAGAUAAAGAACUACUGGCAUUCAUAUCUGAAGAAAAAAAUAGCCAAAUCAGAAGAAACCAAAUCACAUUACACAACUUCAAGCUCAGACAACAACAUGGAUUUCUCACCAGCUUCCAACAAUCAUGAAAAUUCCCAGAAUAAUAACAGUAACAAUAAUAAUAAGAUCAUUCCUAGUUCAUUCACACACCAAACCAGCACCAUUGAUGAACCCAACAAAAUCUCCUCCUCCAUGCCCAAGAUUCUCUUCACAGAAUGGCUUCACUUGGACCAUGUUAAUGGCGGCAGCCCUUCGAGUUCAGGAAAGUUGCCACUAGUUUCAAGGGAUGAUGACCCUACCCUUAUGACUCACCAUCAGCAUCAUCAAGAUUCUGCAGAUUUCCAGGAAUCUGCAGGUUACAAUAAUCUGCUAAAUGAAGGAGCGUUCAUGUUCGGUGGGGAUCACCAAUUUAAUGGCAUUAGUAACGAUGUUCUGUUCAGUAAUAUUCCACAGUUCAAGUUCGAAGAUGAUCAGAUUCUGGGAACUGCUUUUGUUCAGGAUUCUAUUAAUGGAGGAGACGAUCAUGAUAUGUGCAGUGACUUCUCGUGGACAUUGAUGUAA